AUGGACGCGCCCGGAGACACUCAGCCGGAUAGUCAGAUGCUGAAGACAUGGACGAGUGGCAUAUAUACUAGCGAGGGCAAAGAGUUCACUGCUGCCAAAUCACUCUUCAUUGAGCAUUCGGACGACGACAAUGACGACGACCUGCCUACAGACGAGAUGGAUACAGUCUCAUCCAGCCAAGACCAGCAUAUGCCGACGCCUACGAGCCCUACCGUAAUCGAUGCCGACGAACGUGCAGAUGCACAGAACAGCAUGGCGCCUACAAGUCCUCUCAAGUUCCAGACACCGGCAUUGGCAAAUAGGAACAGGGGCAGCUCCAGUUCAGUCAUGCGCAUCAAUACCACACCCGCCACCGCUGCUUCACCCUCAUUGUUCUUCCCAGCAUUUGGUAAUGGGGGUGAUGGCGGACUACAGCACAUCUCUCUUACACAAGCCUUCAAUAAUACCCAGGCGCCUACCUCGCCCGCUGUGGGCGGAGUUGCUGAAGAUGUUGUAUUCACACGCCCUUCGCCCAAUUUCAGCCACUUGAGACACUCCAGUCCGAUUCCAGCCUACUCCAGCCCUAUCAAAGCCAUGCAACCCGAAACUCCGAAAUCAGAUCCUGUCGUGCGGUCAUCCAGCGAGCCACGAGCCGAUUACGUUACAAUGGAGCAGUCACAAGAGAGGCGGAAGAACUCCGUGGGAGACGAGCAUAGCAUGGUUGUAGAGCAGGAUAGCUGGCAGGAGCUUACCAGGAAAGUGAAGGCGCAGAAGGCGAAGGAGCAUGCUCACCGUCGGGCUGCCAGCUCCUUAUCGCAUAUCUCAGUACCAACACCAUUGGUACCGCGAUCCGGGAGGAAGCGCGUGGCAGACGUCUGGCACCCAUCGCCCGUCAAGUUGAAGAAUGCGCGAAGCGGCGUGCACAGCGAAUUUCAUAAGGAGGAUGACGACGACGACGACGAGACAAUGGACGAGGCGUCACAACCCAUUGUGCUGAACGGAGUGAACGAGAACAACACCGAACAAUACCCCGACGAGACGUCACAGAACGCGACCCAUACCGCACGGACUGCAGCGAGACGUAAUAGCAACGACAAUAGCGUCCAGGUUCCCAAGACCUCUUCGCACCCUUACCGCACCCCUUCAGGUCAGCCUUCACGGAACUCUACCCAGCAAGGAAUUUCCUCCUCGCAGCUGCAACGCGAAUUACAACCACAAAACUCGGGGGCACAGCAAUAUCUACGAGAAACGAACCGACCACAUAGCAGCAGGGAAUCAGUCGCUGUCAUGGACUCGCAACCAGAUGCGACUGCCGAUUUUGAUAGUGUACCGCGACCAAAAUCGCUACGGUUCCCGUCAUCACCAUCGAUGAACCAAUACAGCAUCAACCAAACUACCAUGGCUACCAAGACGGGGUAUACAAGUCAGGUCAUAUCCUCAUCAAUGCCUCCAAUGCCACCCAAGUCUAGCACGGAUGAAGGCAAGACCCCCGACGGCGAAGAGCGCGUACCAAGCAGUCCUCCCCUCUUGAGACCCGACGAUGAGGACGUCGAAGAAGGCGAUCUGGAGUACGAUGAGCACACCUAUGACGAGUAUGCGGAGGUAGCAGCUGAGCGGGACACUGCGACACCGACCAUUGAUGAAGACACAGUCAUGGAUGAAGACGACGAUCUACCGCUUGCGAAAGACGAUCUGGAACACGAGGCUACCUUAGAGCACCAAAUUGAAAGGCCGGGUGAGGAAUUGGAUCUGGUCCAACCCGGCAAGGUGGAUCCGGGAACCGGGCAGGAAAUUUCAGAGACAUUCGAACAAGAUCAGCCUAUGGAUGAUGUCGAAUAUCGCAACCCGGCACAGCACAACGAGAUGAAAGAGCCACCCAAACCACCGAGUAUGCGACGUCAGAAUACUGUUCCAGAAACUGAUGCACUCGACGAGACACAGCCCUCUUUCUUUUCAGACAAGACUCCUGCUGAAGCCGCGGAGGACCAGAUUACUGCACCUGGUGACACCAACAGUACAGAGGCUUUCCAAACUGCUCAAGAAGAACACUUGAGAUCUGAGUCAAACAAGCCGGCUCCCGUCAGCUCAAGAGAUAAUGGAAGCGAUGUGAUCCGGGGGGGCAACCGUAUCCACUCUAUCGAUGAUAUCUACAAUCUCCCUGAGACACAGCAGUCAGCAGUGGAGGAAGAAGUUGAGAUGCCGCGAUUGAGUGGUCUCGAAGACGAUGACGAUGCUUUCAUGGCUACAACUUCACCAGCCCAACUCUCAACGAAAAGGCGCAGGGUCACAUAUACCGCAAAGCGCAAUGCCUUUUGCAGUCCACCGAAAGCCACAACGGGUACGGAAUCACUUUCAGACCCGCCUUCGUCACCCCGUCUCGAACAGAUGCAGCAAGCACUUGACAAUACCUCGCCAACUGCAUCAGCCCGCGCACGAGAAGACCAAGGCGCUCUUGCCGCCACGCGCGAAAGAGAAGCGGUACAAGCCCCGUACAAACGAACGACGUCGCUGAAGUCAAAAGCCUUGCCAAAACCCAGUAGGCCCAAGAAAGAGAGACAGGGUGCUCUCAAACCUGUGUCAAGAGAACUCCUGCAGAGCUUGUCGUCACCAGCGAACUCACCAGCGAAAUCAAAAGCUUCUUUAGGUGUUCGGACAAGCACUCCGCUCACACCCACAAAGCCUCGGGAAAUAGUCGAUCCCAAGCCAGCCGAUGUCGAGAUGCUUGACGCUGAUAUGGAGCCGGACGAGCCCAUUAGCUCCUUACCCCAUUCAAGCAACGUUGAAAGACCGCUAGAAAGCUUAUCGCAACGAGCUACAACGCCACCAGGGGAAGUCAUUGUGCCAAACCGAGUCUUUGCGUCCUGGCCGGGGAGCCAUUAUUACCCUGCCACGUGCAUCGGCCGCGCAACUGCCCGCCAGCUGCAGAUACGUUACGACGACGGUAACACCACGUCAAUGGAUGCAAUACAUGUUCGGGCGUUAAAUCUCCGCAGGGGUGAUCAUGUCAAGGUGGAUGAGACUGGCAUGAAGAAAAACACUUACGUUGUUGUCGGUUUCAAGGAUAGGAUCGACGAUCUCGGUGGCGAGGAGUUUCCCACUACUGAUCAACGCGGAUACACGACUAUAAUUCUCGAGGAGCGACCCAGGGAGAGCUUAUCGAGAGGCAAAGCAAUACAGUCAGCUGAGCACAUUUCGGUACCCAUGGCUAGCAUAUACUUGACAGCUGGACUUUGGAAUCGACUUCGCGAUCGAUCCUUCAACUUUUCUCCGCUCAUCUCACCCGCCAAGUCGGCUUCUCACAUUGGCACCCCUGUUGCCGAUCCGUUUACGACGCCUUCUUUCACCCGACGAGGAACGGCAGUACCAUCGCUACUGAAAGAUGUCACUACACGCGCAGCUUCUGUAGCAUCUACCGUUCGAUCCGGCAGCGGUGUAUUCACGAAUAUGGCUUUUGUCCUGACUUCUACAGCAGCAGAUGUGGACAAGGAGGUUGUUGCUAGACAGAUCAAGAGCAAUGGCGGACAGGUCCUAGAACAAGGUUUUCACGAGCUGUUUGAGAGUGAGCCAGCCGAAGCACCAACCUCGUCCCAGAGUCGCCGUAGGUCAGCCUCUACCAUCGAAGGAUCAGUUGGGUUAGUGCUCAAACAAGCAUACAAAGACCUGGGCUUCGUUGCCCUCAUCUCGGACUCACAUUCUCGCAGCACCAAAUACAUCCAAGCACUCGCGCUCAACGUUCCAUGUCUGCAUCUCCGCUGGAUCCAUGACUCGCUCAACACGUCCCGCGCCGCACCGUUUAUGCGAUACCUUCUACCCGCUGGUGUUUCAAAGUUUCUUGACCCGAACGGUGUCGUGCGGUCGCGCACAAUGACACCCUACGACCCCGCUGGCGAGGACCUCACUUUCGCCCAAACCAUCCAGGGCCGUGACCUUCUUUUUCAAGACCAGAAUGUCCUCCUCAUCACCGGCAAAUCGAAGAAGGAAAUCGAAAAACGACAGCCGUUUAUUUUCCUCUCCCACGCUCUUGGCUCCGCUACAGUGGGUCGGUGCGCUGACCUUGUCGCCGCAUCUGAUAUGCUCACCAACGGCAAGUGGGAUUGGGUGUAUGUUGACAACGGUGAAGGCGGUGUUGCUGAGGCUGCCGCGACCUUACUCGGCACCGAGAAGCCUGCUGCUAGUGGCAAACCCAAGAAAGGCAAGAAGAGGAAGAGGGACGAUGCUGAAGUGCACGAAGAACUCCUUGCUAAAGGAGAAGUCGGUGGGAAAAAGGUCAAGGUUACAUGCGCGGAGUUUGUCAUUCAGAGCUUGAUCUUAGGCGCGCUCAUUGAAGACUGA
Molecule: messenger RNA, 4311 nt
Organism: Alternaria atra
Lineage: Eukaryota; Fungi; Ascomycota; Dothideomycetes; Pleosporales; Pleosporaceae
Exons: 1
Coding region: 1-4311 (1436 amino acids)
Biological process (GO): DNA damage checkpoint signaling; positive regulation of transcription by RNA polymerase II
Cellular component (GO): nucleus
Molecular function (GO): histone binding
Source: RefSeq, a predicted model, not a curated record